AUGGAGGGGUUUAAUCCUCCUCAUUUAUUACUGGUAUGGUUAUUAAGUUUCGCGUUCAUACAGAUAUGCGUGCAAGCGCAUAGUAUUGCGUCUAAACCCUUGACUUAUUUGGAGUUUGUCAGUAAUCCUAUAAUAGAAAGAUUACCCAGGGAUAGAUUUGAAAUUCAUAACGCAGCUUCAUUUUCACACAGAGAUCCUGUAAAAGACAAACCAUCAUUAAGACACGAUGACUCUAUGCGCGUACAAUUUGUCGCGUUCAACCAAACAUUUCAUUUACAUCUUGAACCGAAUCUAGAACUAUAUCAUUCGGAAGCUAAGAUCACGAUAUAUCAUUCAAAUAAUACUAAAACAAUUAGCCCACUAUUACCCGAAGAUCAUCGAUUAUAUAAAGGGGUAGUGUUAGGUAUUGAUUCUACAGAAAAACGACUUGUUGAGGACAUAGUCGGUUUGAAAAGACGCUCAUUGUUUGAGGAACUUGCAUAUACGCCUGGUGUGUUAGGCUGGGCGAGGAUCCACGUCCUCGAUGACGGAAAUUUAUCUGAAUAUGGUACCAAUACUCACCAUCCAACUUUUGAAGGGACUUUUUCAUAUAAAAAUGAUUUAUACCAUAUAAAAUCGAUAAAAAAUUUUCGUUUGAUUCAAUAUCCGGAGGAUCCCGAAAUUCCUAAUCCAUCAGCUCGACAUCAAUCUCAUCGUUCUGCUACCAUGGUUAUUUAUCGUGACUCUGAUUUAAAACAUUCUAAACUAAGUAAACGAGCGGAUACAUCAACCAAUCCUCAAGUACAAGUUUGUGCCGCAGAUGACCUACCUUUCAAUGUUGAUCCUAAUAAUGAAUCUCGCAAGAUGCGUGAAGAAUGGGCAUUUCGAUAUAAUCCAGAACAAAUAUUGUCAAGCGAAGAAAAUUCUUGGAAUUUAGAAUUUGCAGGUAUUCGUUUCAGUCGAACAUCAAACGAAUCUAGGAAACUUACAAAGAGGGAUACAACAGGAUGUCCUACGGCUCGUAAAAUCAAUUAUAUGGGUGCUGCGGCUGAUUGUACUUAUGUUAAGCAGUAUGGAUCGCAAGAUGCAUCUCGCAUGCAAAUACUUAACGAUUGGAAUACUGCAUCGGGCUUAUACGAAAGCACCUUUAAUAUUAGUCUUGGUCUUAUUGCGCUUGAAAUUCAAGACUUGACAUGCCCUUCUAGUCCUGAUCCAAAUGUUACGUGGAAUAGAGCAUGUUCAGAUUCUUAUACCAUUGAUGAUCGAUUAAGCGAUUUUAGUUAUUGGAGGGGAUCAAAGGGAAAUGAUGGCACCGGAUUAUGGCAUUUACUUACUACAUGCAAUACUGGCUCAAAAGUAGGUGUUGCUUGGUUAGGUCAAUUAUGUCAAACAGCAGUCACACAAAAAGAUAAUGGAACUGGUGUAGCUUACGUCUCAAGCACGGGAGUUUCAACAGCAGCAAAAGAUGAAUGGAAAAUAGUUGCUCAUGAAGUUGGACAUGGUUUUGGUGCUAUUCAUGAUUGCAUAGCAGAAACUUGUCCUUGCGGUGUCGGUUGUCAAUGUUGUCCGUUGAGCUCAACUGUAUGCGAUGCUAAUGGACAAUACAUAAUGAAUCCUACCGAUAAUAGUGCUACAGAUGCAUUUAGUCCAUGCUCUAUUAACGAUAUAUGUUCUUCAUAUCCAAUGUUGGGAACCUGUCUUGGAGAUCCGGGAACUAAAACAAUCUUAAGUCCAGCAAUGUGCGGUAAUGGAAUAAAAGAAGUAGGUGAAGAUUGUGAUUGUGGAACAGAUACAGAAUGUGCAAAUGAUCCUUGUUGUAAUGGCAGUACGUGUAAAUUUAAACCAGGCGCUGUAUGCGAUGAUCGAAAUGAUUUAUGCUGUCAGAAUUGUACUACGCGAGCUGCUGGCACAGUAUGCAGACCGGCAGUUUCGAAUUGUGAUGUGGCUGAAGUAUGCAACGGAACAUCUAUUGAUUGUCCGCCUGAUGUUCAUAUUGCCGACGGAACUUCUUGCGGCAAUAAUGGAUUAGCUUGUGCUGGAGGACAAUGUACUUCGCGUGAUGCCCAAUGCGUUGCUCGAGGUUCUCGAGCGGGUAUCACAUCAGCUUGCACAAUUAUACCUGACCUUGGAUGUUCAAUAAGUUGUGCUAAUCCAAGCGAUAGUCAUUCUUGUCUUGAAUUAAGUGGAACAUUUGUUGAUGGCACGCCAUGUGGGUACGGGGGAAAAUGCUAUCAAGGAUCGUGUCAAUCGGGCUCUAUAGGAAAUACGAUAACCAGCUGGAUAAAUCAGAACAAAAACAUAGUUAUUCCUGUUGCUAGUAUUUUGGGAGCUAUAAUACUUUGCUGUCUACUUCAAUGCUGUUAUUCAUGCAUUAAACAACGAGCUCCACUUCGAAAAAAGCUUCCCUCUCAAGAUCAUUCGAACGUUGCAGCUUACAGAGUUCCCGUAACACAACACAGUUCAAAUUGGGUAGACCCCACUCCGUAUAAUGGACCAACUAAUAAUCAACAACCUCAACCCUCUUCCUAUUCACCUCCCACCACGACACCUCCUUAUAGCCCCCCGUCGUCUUAUGCAGGUGUUGGUUCUUCACAAACAUCACCUCCUAUAUACACAAGAGCAGUUUCACCAUCUAAUGAUUAUCAUCAAAAUAACGGUAGAAUGCCAAAUCUUUAUUAA
Molecule: messenger RNA, 2658 nt
Organism: Ambispora leptoticha
Lineage: Eukaryota; Fungi; Glomeromycota; Glomeromycetes; Archaeosporales; Ambisporaceae
Source: the annotation of a GenBank genome assembly